UGUCACCCCCGGGCCCACAGCACAGCCUAGGGCCAUGCUCCUGUUCUCAGUGUUGCUGCUCCUGUCCCUGGUCACAGAAGCUCAACUCCGUCCGCGGACUCCUCUCCCAGAGGCUGGAGUGGCUCUCCUAGGUGGGGCUAGGGGCGCCCACCACCCUCAGCGCCCUCAUCGCCCCCGCCCAGUCAGUGAAUGUGGCGACAGAUCCAUUUUCGAGGGAAGAACUCGGUAUUCCAGAAUCACAGGGGGGAUGGAGGCGGAGGUGGGUGAGUUUCCGUGGCAGGUGAGUAUUCAGGCCAGAGGUGAACCUUUCUGUGGCGGCUCCAUCCUCAACAAGUGGUGGAUUCUCACUGCGGCUCACUGCUUAUAUUCCGAAGAGCUGUUUCCAGAAGAACUGAAUGUCGUGCUGGGGACCAACGACUUAACUAGCUCAUCCAUGGAAAUAAAGGAGGUCGCCAGCAUCAUUCUUCACAAGGACUUUAAGAGAGCCAACAUGGACAAUGACAUUGCCUUGCUGCUGCUGGCCUCGCCCAUCACACUCGAUGACCUGAAGGUGCCCAUCUGCCUCCCUACGCAGCACGGCCCCGCCACAUGGCGCGAAUGCUGGGUGGCAGGUUGGGGCCAGACCAAUGCUGCUGACAAAAACUCUGUGAAAACGGAUCUGAUGAAAGCGCCGAUGGUCAUCAUGGACUGGGAGGAGUGUUCAAAGGCGUUUCCAAAACUCACCAAAAAUAUGCUGUGUGCCGGAUACAAUAAUGAGAGCUAUGACGCCUGCCAGGGUGACAGCGGGGGACCUCUGGUCUGCACCCCAGAGCCUGGUGAGAAGUGGUACCAGGUGGGUAUCAUCAGCUGGGGAAAGAGCUGUGGAGAGAAGAACACCCCAGGGAUAUACACCUCGUUGGUGAACUACAACCUCUGGAUCGAGAAGGUGACCCAGCUAGAGGGCAGGCCCUUCAGUGCGGAGAAAAUGAGGACCUCUGUCAAACAGAAACCUAUGGGCUCCCGAGUCUCGGGGGUCCCAGAGCCAGGCGGCCUCAGAUCCUGGCUCCUGCUCUGUCCCCUGUCCCAUGUGUUGUUCAGAGCUAUUUUGUACUGAUAAUAAAAUAGAGGCUAUUUUUUUAACC
This is a messenger RNA of Mandrillus leucophaeus (drill), 1121 nucleotides long. It is a transcript of the gene PRSS55, whose product is annotated as protease, serine, 55. Gene Ontology annotation, molecular function: serine-type endopeptidase activity. The record is from RefSeq and is a predicted model, not a curated record. The transcript is spliced from 5 exons. Lineage: Eukaryota; Metazoa; Chordata; Mammalia; Primates; Cercopithecidae. Bases 35 to 1093 code for a protein of 352 amino acids. Gene Ontology annotation, biological process: proteolysis.